This is a messenger RNA of Polyodon spathula (Mississippi paddlefish), 2591 nucleotides long. Its product is annotated as TRAF-type zinc finger domain-containing protein 1-like. The transcript is spliced from 12 exons. NCBI's taxonomy places the organism in Eukaryota, Metazoa, Chordata, Actinopteri, Acipenseriformes, Polyodontidae. Bases 483 to 2243 code for a protein of 586 amino acids. The record is from RefSeq and is a predicted model, not a curated record.
CAAGUUUAGAUUUCAAAUAUAUAUAUAUAUAUAUAUAUGUAUAAAUAUUUAUUAGUUAUCCGAGGUUGUCAGUAUUAAUUACGCUUAGGCUAUUUUCGUUCGUGAGAUAUUGAAUUUACUGCCUGACUGGAGUAUAUUUGGUCAAGGCAGGAGAUUUUGUACAUUGGAAGGCUUAGCGAGAAUUUGUUUCCGUUUUGUUUUUUAUGCAUUGACUUUAAACUUUAAAAAGAGCUUAGUCAUAUUUAGCAGUUUAGUUUUAAAAUCACGAAAUUAAAGUUUACGGAAACACCUGCGAAGUGACGGUGAGUUGGACGGUUUCAGUUUAAUUUACCUCUUUUUUUUUUUUUGACGAAGGCGAGUGAUUUUAUUGUUUCCAUUCCUGAUUAUUUUGGCCGGGUCAUUUAGCAGUUUCUUUUUAUUCUUGAGUUUCGCUUUACCCUGCUGCCGGAUUCAGCGUGUUGGAAACAAACACAACAGAGAACAUGUCUGAGGAAAGCACCCAACUCUGUGCCAACUGCAAGCGUGACAUCCCUUCAGUGAAUUUCACUAUCCACGAGAUUCACUGCAGGAGGAACAUCAGUCUCUGCCAAUACUGCAAGGAGUCGUUUCCCAGAUCUGAAAUGGAGGAGCAUGUGGAAUCGGAGCAUGCACAGGUGGCCUGUAAGUGUGGGAUGAAGAUGGAAAAGAGACAUGUGGAGAAGCAUGAGCUAUCAGAAUGCUGUCUGCGUCUGAAGAAGUGUCAGUUCUGUGAUCUGGAGCUGGCCUUCAACAAGUGUGGUGACCACGAGGAGUACUGCGGGGCGCGCACGGAGCCCUGCCCGCAGUGCCUGCGCAACGUGAUGGUGAAGGAGCUGAGCACUCACCCAGCGGUGUGUGGCACCCAGCCGGCUGAGGAGAGGAACAACAACCGGGGCCGCAUGGUUUCCGAGGAGCCACUGCCGGGCGCCUGGUUCGAGGCUCACGCCAUCAGGAACCUGCUGCAUGGCGAGGCGGUGCGCAACAGCAACCGCCCCCCUGGGCUCAGGGUCCCCCGAUCCCUGGAGAGCAGAGUUCACAACAGCACACGGGCAGCCGGAGCAGCACUGAGGGGGCAGGAGAAGAGAAACGCACCCGCCAGGAACAGGGACCAGAAUCAGGUGGCUGAAGAUGAGGGUUUUCAGAGGAACUGCGGGGGACAGAUUGGUGUGGAGGGUGGCGGAGAUGAGAACUCGAACCUGGACUACCUGCUGGCUCUGAGCCUGCAGGACGAGAACUGCGAUUACACCGGGGGCCAGGGCACCUGGGCUGACCAGUGGGGGGACAGAUUGUCCCAGAUAGCGGCUCCUCUCCUCUUCCCUGACCACCUAACUGAGCUGAUGCAGCCCCGAGUCCCAACAGUGUCCAGAAAUAAUAACCCCAUUGUGAGAAGCACUGAUGAUGCAAUGCUGCCUUGUGAAUUCUGUGAGAAGCUGUUCCCUGAAGAGGACCUCAUUCUGCAUCAGACUGGCUGUAACCCUAUGAGUGCCUUUGCCUCCUUCAGCAAGCGGCCUCCCUCCCCCCUUCAGGAGGACAGUCUCUUCACAGAGAGCCCAAGUCCCUUCUACAGCCCCCAGCACCUCACAAGUAAAUUCGCCUCCUUGUCCUAUGGCCCCCCUCCAGGGCCAGCAGAGGGCACUGUGGUCCUUCCUUGUGAAUUCUGUGGGGUUCUCCUUGAAGAUGAGCUUCUCUUUCACCACCAGGAUAAGUGUGACUUUCGACCUGGAACAGCUUGUCCUAUGGAAAGGACAUCUGCCCGGGAGCCACUUCCUUCCAAAGUGGAGAACAGGAGGAAGAACUCUCCAGAGAUUCAGAGGAGACAAGUCAGGCACCAUGGAGAUCUGGGAUCUGCCGGCCUGGAAUAUUUGAUUGACAAGCCAAGAAACAGAGACAUUCCUGCAGACGUGAAGCCGUUAAAUGGGACCCCAAAUUCCAGGGACCUUUGGAAACCUGAAUCCGGGACAGGUCCACUCAAUCCGGUUAAGGUGAUAAACUCCAGCAAUCUGGAGAGGCGGGGUCUACGAGGGAGGGAGCCGGCAGUGGGAGUGGCUUCAGCCAGUGGCACCAGGACUCGCUUCCCAGAGGGCUACGAGCCCAACUUUCCACAAGCCAACUCCGGCAGACAGGCUCCAGGUGCAAGAACAGAAGAGAGAAGUAACUUCAGAGGCUCGGUCACAACUAAGCCGCACAUCCCCAAAGUGAGAGAUAUGGAAAAGGAGGAGGAAUGACAUCACUUUCCAGCAAGAUUCUAGCACUCAAACUCGGGCUGCUUGACUAUUUACAGACUAUGCAACACAAUCUAAACUAAAUAUUUGUGUAUAGAUGUACUUUAUUCUUGCACUCUUAAUAGAUGUAGGUUAAUUGAACAUUUCCAUUGUGUAGUGUAUUAGUUCAGAUCCAGAACCUUUAACAUCAACAUAUUGUGGAGAGGACUGAAUCAUCACUGUUUAAUCAAAUGUUUAAUGUGGAUAUCUAUUCUUUUGUAUGUUGUAUACCAAUUGAUUUUUGUAAUAGCUUCUCCUGUCAGUAAUCACAUUAAACAUAUCCUCACUUACUGGGUCUAUCAGUGUACUUAU